Messenger RNA from Suillus fuscotomentosus, 2970 nucleotides. Its product is annotated as CHAT domain-containing protein. Bases 237 to 2759 code for a protein of 840 amino acids. Lineage: Eukaryota; Fungi; Basidiomycota; Agaricomycetes; Boletales; Suillaceae. Gene Ontology annotation, molecular function: protein binding. The record is from RefSeq and is a predicted model, not a curated record. The transcript has a single exon.
GUCUGAGGCGGUCUGUUUAUAAACAGCUGUUGAAAAGUCGAGGCGAUUUUUCAACCGUACCCUAGUGUUGACUGCGAUCUCCCUCCAUUUUGCGCUCAUACAAGACCUUUUACAGUGAGAUUAGCAGUGGUUAUCUUGCAUUCACUAACCGAGGCGAGCUGCAUUACUCUUCCGUCCUCCCGGUCAUUUAGAUAUCUCGCAAAAGCCUUCGAAACACAUUCCAGCCGCGGGACAUCAUGUCUGGUCUUGACGAGGCUAUCGAGCGCUAUCGCUCUGCAUUAUCCCUCCAUCCCCCCGGUCAUUCACAACGACCCAUGUAUCUGAACAAUCUUGCAAUCAGCCUCCGAAACAGAUACCUGCAGCGGCGCGUGAUGUCUGACCUUGAAGAGGCCAUCAUGCACCAUCGCGAGGCUACAUCACUCAUUCCGCCCGAUGAUUCACAUCGAUUCACGUGUCUGAACAAUCUUGCAAUCAGCCUUGGAGAGAGAUUCCGGCAACGGGGCAAAAUGUUGGACCUUGACGAGGCUAUCUAUUUCCGUCGCGUUGCAUUACCCCUCCCUCCCCCCAGCGAUUUACAUCUAUGCAUGUCUCUGAACAAUCUUGCAAACAGCCUUCGAGACAGAUUCCAGCUACAGGGAAUAAUUUCUGACCUUGACGAGGCUAUCAUACACCAUCGCACAGCAUUACUCCUCACCGAUGAUUCAAAUCGACCCAUGUGUCUGAACAAUCUUGCAAUCAGUCUUCGAGACAGAUCCCGGCAACAGGGCAUUAUGUCUGAGCAUGAUGAUGCUAUCAAACUCCAUCGCGAGGCAUUAUCCCUCUGUCCCAUCGGUCAUUCACAUCAAUCCACGUCUAUGAACAAUCUUGCAAACAGCCUUCGAGAAAGAUACCAGCAAGAGGGCAUGGUGUCUGACCUCAAUGAUGCUAUCGAGCUCCAUCGCAAAGCAUUACACCUCCGUCUCGUCGAUGAUCCAGAACGAUUGUCGUCUCUGAACGAUCUUGCACUUAGCCUUCGAGACAGAUUCCUGCAACAGGGCCAAAUGUCGGACCUUGAGGAGGCUAUUGAUCGCCAAAACGCUGCAUUACUCCUCAUUCCCCCUGGUCAUUCACAUCGAUUAUCGUCUCUGAACAAUCUUGCACUCAGCCUUCAAGACAGAUUCCGAAGACAAAACGACCGGUCUGACCUCGAAAGAGCAUUCAUGUUGUACUCACAACUCUCCGACCCGCCACAUGCAGUAUCUCGCACACAUCUUAGUACUGCUAAGACAUGGGCGGCCUCCGCCGACAUAUUCAAUCACUCAUCUGCAUUGCGUGCUUAUAAGGUUGCCCUGAAAUUCUUAGACCAGCAAGUUGCUCUCCUGUCGUCUUCUUCGCAUCACUUCGACGUCAUCAGGGAGGUUGUUUCUUCUCUCUCCACAGAUGCUUUUUCGUGCAGUGUUCGUCGUGGUGCGUUGAUAACUGCGGUGGAGUUGAUGGAGCAAGGUCGUGCAGUGCUCUGGACCCAGUUGGCACGGUUCAACAUACCACUCGAUGAACUUUUCAUUUCAGGUGACGCCCGCACGGCCAAUCUGGCAGAAGAUUUCAAACGGUUGAGUAUUCGCCUUCGUAACGCGUUCGAUCAGUCUGAAGACCAGUCUCCGCAAAUACGACAACUGACGAUGCAAUGGGAUGAAGUUGUCUCGCGCAUUCGCCUGCUCCCCAACUUUUCACGUUUUCUCCUACCUCCACUGUUUUCCGACCUCCAGAAGGCGGCUGAAGAUGGCCCAGUGAUAAUCGUCAAUGCUAGUCAGCACAGCUGCGAUGCCUUGAUCAUCCAUAGUGCGAGAGAUCCUGUCCAUGUUCCGCUUGACAUUACACAAGCCAAAGUGUUCGAACUCUCUUCACAGUUGGAUCCUUCCGAUGAACUCGAGCUUGUCGGCAUCCUUCGCAAGCUUUGGAAUGAUGUCGUUAACCCCAUAGUUCAAGCUCUUAGGGAGUCUGAAGUUCGCCCUGGUUCGCGUAUCUGGUGGUGUCCCACUGCUGGGUUCACGCCGCUUCCCCUCCAUGCAGCAGGUCCAUACGAGGAGAGGAAAGACAAUUUGUCAGACAUUUAUAUAUCCUCUUACACCCCCACUUUGGGAACUCUUGUUCGUGCAAGACAGCAGGUUUCUGGAGAUGUGUCCUCGCAACAUUUCGUUGCCAUCGGCCAAGGCAACCCGUAUCAAGGGGAGAAGCUCGAAUGUGUCGCUCGUGAGCUAGUCGCCGUCGCUGACCACGUUGAUGCCGCCAUCUCCUUCACAUCCCUCGAGGACGACAAUGCAACAGUCGAGGGUGCGCUCGAUGCAUUCAGCCGUAAUCAAUGGCUCCAUCUUGCCUGCCAUGGAACACCGAAUCGGACACAGCCGUUCGAGUCUUCCUUCGCCAUGCGCGACGGGCCUUUAAUGAUCAAGGAUAUCAUCCAAUCCAACUGCAAGAACCCACAGUUUGCAUUCCUAUCGGCCUGCCACACUACCGUUGGCGAUAAAACGAGCCCCGAUGAGUCGAUCCAUCUUGCUGCGGCUAUGCAAUUCUGCGGAUUUCGCAGUGUGAUCGGUUCCAUGUGGUCUGUUAACGACGAGGUUGCAUCCAAAGUCGUGUCUACUUUUUACCGCAAGUUAAUUGGUGAUUCAGAAAGAUUGGCCUGCACAGGCGCUGCGGUAGCGCUACACGAGGCUGUGAGAUCGUUGCGCGAGGAGAUUCCGUUAGAACAGCAGAUUGUAUUUAUCCACAUAGGUGUGUAGUUAGAGACUCGAUUCGCUAUAUUAUUCCACUUUCUUUAUUUCUAGUUGUUUUCAUCCCCUCGCUCUCCUGGUGUUUACUUAUUUCUGCAUGAUACUUUGUUGUUCUGUACUGUACUAGUGCCACGCACUGCGUCCCGCCGUCAGCAUAUUCUAACCUCGCUAUACCCGUUCCAGUUACUUACAUAAGCUACGUACAUUUUUCACUCGCGCU